CUUCUUCUUCUGCGGUGACACAUUGACAUUUAAGGACAUUUAUGGAGAGGUGUGUGCGGGGAUCUGUAGUGAGUGAGAUUAGUCUUUGAGCAGUGCCACCGAGGAGUGUCAUGGCUGUCACGUGCGGAGAUGACAGUGAACGGUAUCCAAAAGGCUACGAUGACUCUUCUCGAACACGAAAUAAAUAGAGAAUGAACGUAUAUUGAGAAGCAUUUCUGCUGAUACUGUGACCAAAGAUAACGUCUUUAGGAUAUACUGACCUUCACGGAGGAUGAAAUGACCUCACCGUGACCUCGAUAUCACGGAUGAUUGUUCUACUAUGAAAGCCACGAAAAUGUUUUCCAACCGGGAGAGGAGUCCCAAGGUGAUGGAGUAGCCGCGGUGGGAGUCAGUCGUCAGCAGCCGUCAGUAGCGCCCGUGGAUUCGCUGGAGCCAAGAGGUGGUUGCGUGGGAUGUGAGACCCUCCCCCCCUCGUGUCCUUCUUCAGCGCCGCCACCUAGACAGAGCGCGGGAGGCGGGGAUGCCGCUUCAAGAUGCCUCGUCCUGCCACCACUGCCACAUCCACGCCCCCAUCCCGACGGAGGACCUGAAGCGCACGCAUCCCCUCAGGUCGUCCCAGGUCGGCAAGCCGCAUGACUCCUUCUCGUGUCGCGGCCAUGACUUCACUCGCGGCUUCAAGAAGAACGUGUCCUUCCUCUACGGGAAGAUCCAGAGGCGGGAUGCCCGGAGCGCGCCCAAGGAAACGCAGAGCAACGGCAGGAUCCCCCCGCCGCCGCCGCUGCCGCAGCACAUCAGGACGGUCGACCUCCCCCCCGUGGUAGUGGUGGAGACGCCGGUGUCUCGGGCCGCCAUUUCGAAGGUCCAGACGCCGGUGCUCAACGCCCUCACGCUCGCGCCGGCGCGCUGCGCCCCGGUGAUGAGCGCCGCCCUACCUCCAAGCCCGGCGUCCAGCCUCCCUCCGCCGGUCCCCCCGCACCUGCACGACGUGCGAAGUCGGCGCAAGGGCGGCUCGGGGAUGGCGGGAGUGCAGACUGCGGUCCUCAUCGGCGCCUACGCCCUCCUGUUAGUGCUCGCCGUCGUGAUCGGCGUUGUCAUCAGCCAGCAGAACCCGCGCAGGGGCGCCGUCCGGGGCCGCCCUCGCGCCGGCUCCCCCGUCCGAGGCGCCUCUCCCGCUCCUCUCGGCAAUGGGCCCGUGAGAAUCGGCCGCCCACGCGGUGCUCCUCGUGCAGGCCGCCCCGCUGCUCCUCGCCCACCACCACCCCCACCCACCUCUGCUCCAGAUUAUGACUACGUUUACGUCGAUGACAUCGGCCAGGACAUCACCCUCCUGCCCAACCCUGUAGUCGCCAGCGCCCCCCCUCCUCCUCCUCCUCCCCCCACAUCAGCCCCCGUGUUCAGGCCCCUCCCCGCCCCCGCCCCUCGCCGCCCGGAGCCCCAGCCCGCCCCUAGCCGCCCCCCUCCACCACGUCGCCAGAACAUCCCCCUCGCCAGCAUCGACAGGGACUUCAGCCUCCAGCCCGACGAAACCCCCCGCGGCCGCAAGGAGCCUGAGGUGAAGAUCCUGAGGUCGUGGUCUCACCAGAACGCCGACGGCACCUUCUCCUGGGGCUACAUCAACACCGACGGCUCCUUCAAGAACGAGACCCGCGGCCUGGACUGCGUCGUCAACGGAGUCUACGGCUAUAUCGACCAGGAGACGGGCGAGCAGCUGUCCUUCCCCUACACGUCUGGCAACCCCUGCGACCCCGACGCCCCUGACUACUACGACUACGACCUCCAGGGCUCCCCCAUCGGCGACGUCGGUGAGACAAUCAUCCGCGGCCCCGUCGGACGCCCUCGCCAAGGGUGAUCGGAGCGCCCACGCAGGAGUGGGCGAAGGACGCGCCCCAGUGAGGCCCGCCCUAGGUCCAGACCCCAUGGUCUUUAAGCCUUAAAUGUAUACGUUUGUUCCAAAUGUAUACGAUCCUCCUUUCCCUAUUUCUCAAACUGCCAUAAUUCUAAUCCAAAAUCUAUCUAUUGUUUCACGCAUGGAAGUAUUACCAUAUUUAUAAACUAUAUGGAUAUGCAAGGAAAUUUAUAUGUACAUACUGAUCUUUUCAUUUGAUCUGUUUUCUUCAGACGUGCACGUUACCACCGCAAAUGUGCUCUGAUUACUGUAUAAACGUAUUAGUAUAGAUUGAUGAACUGAUAUACUAUCGGUUUUUCCCGUGUAAUCUUUAAUAAAAA
Molecule: messenger RNA, 2226 nt
Organism: Penaeus indicus
Lineage: Eukaryota; Metazoa; Arthropoda; Malacostraca; Decapoda; Penaeidae
Exons: 3
Coding region: 521-1849 (442 amino acids)
Source: RefSeq, a predicted model, not a curated record